ACGCCAUGGCCUGGGGUGGUUGGUGGAGCGGGGCGUGGUCUUCCGACGGCGACUGGCGGUCCUCCGCCUGGGCCUCCGACAGCGGUUGGCGGAGCGCCCGGCGGUGGCCCUCCGCCUCGAGCAGCAGGGCCGCUGCCGCGGAGGUGAAGUGGCGGCUGAAGCACUGGUUCGGGGGCGUGCGCCAGGGGCUCCCAGAGCAGCCGGGCCCGCCGCUGCCAGAGGAGCCGCCCGCGCCUGGACCGUCCGAGGCCGAGCAGUCCAUGGAGCUGGAGCUGGCGAGCCGCGCGCCGCCGCGCGCGGAGGAGCAGGGGCGGUUUCCCAUCGCUGGCCGAGCACUGCUUCUUUCCGCCAUCAACGAGCGGAUCGAGGUUCUCCUUGGGCGCCGCGCCCCCCCGAGGGGGCCCCCGACGCCGAUGCAGCCUUGCCCUUGGUCGCCUUUGGGCGUGCCCGACACCGCGGCCGACGACUUGCGCACUCUCCUGGUGUUCAGCACCUCUGAGCCGUGGAUCCACGGCGAGUCGGCCGCCCCGCAGCUUCUCCUCGGGCCCUGGUCGGAGUGCGGGGCGCCGCCGUCGCUCGAGCACGCGCCUCCGACGCCGUUGCUCGCGCUGCCGCCCGCCCCCGACGCUGGCCAGGAGAUGUCGACGGGGCCGCCUGGCGCUGUCGGCGGCCAAAUCCCCAUCGCGACGAUCGCGGCCCAGUCUGGUGCUGCCGCGCGCGCCGGGGCUGCUGCUUCGUCGUCAGGGCCGCCUGCUGCGGCGCCGCUCGUGGUGGAGGGCUCCGACACGGAGGCGGACACGGAGGUGGACAGUCCGGCGGGCCCGCCCGAGCCUGCGUCGAAGAGGCGCGUCGUCCGAGACAGCGCCGAGGCCGAGGCCUUCGCGUCGCUUGCGGCCGACUGGGAGACUGCGCACCAGAGAACGAGUGGCGCUGCAGCGCGCGCCGUUGCAGGACAGGCCCGCCGCAGAGCUGCCAGAGCCUUCGCGACCGCGGAGGUGCCGCGCGGGAGCCCAGGGGAGCCGCUCCACUUCGAGGAGGUGUCCAUCCACGUUGUGCUGCCUGUACCUGUGGUGGGCACGCCCGUGGGGUACUGUCGCAUGCAGGACGACCACCUGCAGCUCAAUGCAGGCGGCAAGUACCAGCGGCCGUGCGUUGUCGUGCAGGGGCUCUGGAAAACGGGGACGCACGCCCUCCACAGUUACAUGGAGCGGCACUUCGACGUCGAGGUGCGCAAGAGCAGGUGGGACGGGUGCGUCUCCUUCAACGGCCGCCACGUGUGGAAGCACGACCUGCUCCUCACGCCGUUGGAGUUUCCGCCAGAGGAUGAGCAGGGCCGCCCAGUGGCGGUUCUGGUGUGCACGCGCGAGCCGACCAGGUGGAUCAGGGCGAUGUCGAAGGGCGCCUACGAACUGAUGCCGAACUCUGCCAGCGGCACGAAGCGGGUUCGGAGGAUGGGGGGCGUGAGUUGGCUCUUGCGGGGGCCGAGAGACGAACCUGUGCACGUCCGCUGGCCCGCCUGGGCGAAAGGCCGCGUCGAUUACGAUCCAGAGUUCGAGGAUGCGUUCGACUUGUGGUGCCACUACAUGGCCGCAGUGCUCCACGGUACUGGCGUGGGCAGCCCGGCGUCUCCAACCCAUCGCGUCCUCGUCGCGCGGCACGAGGACCUCGUGUGCAGGCCCGAACUCGUGCUGAAUGAGCUCGUCAGGGCUGGCCUGCAAACCAAGGGGUUGCCGUUUCAUCCAGAGCGCAGGCUUCUGGGGGGCCACCACGCCGACAAGGGGCGGGCGGUGGAGGCGCUGAGGGAGGAGGUGCAAACGCCAGUGACCCUGGACGAUCAGAUGGUCGAUUGCAUGGUGUCGAGGGCUCAACGGUACAAAGGCUUGUUUGCCACUUGCUGGUACCCGCCCGCCGACGGCAAACUUCCAGUCGACCACGUGAGCGUCGAGGAUGUUUAUAAAGUUUGCGGCAGGCGCGGCCUGGUGCCUCUGGGCGCGGCUGCCGCUGCAGCUCGUCGGGCUAGGGGCGAUGCGCGGCUCCAGCUGGACAUGGAGCUGCAGGCGCAGAUGGCCACGCACAAGUUGGACAAUGCCAAGCGACAGGUGGACGUGAUGGGGGAGGGGCAGGAAGCGCCUGGGACAGAACACAAUUGGUUGGUUAUGCAUCUGCAGUGGGGCGAAACCAAGUUCACUGUGCAGCUGAACGACGGCAAGCCUCCUUGUGGGCAGCAAGUGAUGACACAGCACGGCGUGUUGCAUUGGGAAGACGAGGACCUCCGCGUCCACAGCCAAGAGCUUAUCUUCCCACCGUCCGUGCUGGAAUCUGCAACCGCCGACUGCAUGCUCGGAGGCCUCGCGCGGGCGUUGCGCGUGGAUAUGGAUGAGCUCUGGCCGUCGGCGCUGCUGGCGUGCUUGUCCCCGAGCGUCGAUUCUGUGGCCGCAAACGGGCUGGUGUGCAAAUAUUUGCUGCAGACGUUGCCCUGGUGGGUCCUCCUGUUGCCUUCUUUUUGUUUGCAGCAUCAAACCGCAAUAUGUUUGCAGUCGGUCGGGGACAUGACGGGGGUCGUCGGCGGCAUGUUUUCCACUGUCAGACACUUGCAAACAGGGGUCAACUUGCGGGCCCUCGAGACAGCUCUGCGGCAAAUCCUGUCGGACGAGGAGGCUGGUCUGGAGGUGCGGCGGGGCGCGCCGAAUCCAGCGGGCAGGGGGAAGCUCGACGCGCUGCUCGGGUAUUGCGACCGCCAGAUGGAUGAGGACGUGGAGGACGAGGAGGUGACAGCGGCGCGCGGCCAACGUAGAGGCCUCACCAAGCCAGAGGUCGACUUGAUCAAGGAGAUGUUCACCGGCGACAUGUCUCAAGAGAGGCCUGUGCACCAUUGCAGGGGCCGCGACUGCUGCGCGAACAGGCAGGAGUCUGUCGACAGAGCGGUGGCGGCGGUGAUGGUUCCUUUGCGCAGGCGUUUGGCAGUGCCCGCGUUGAACCGCUGGAACACUGUGCAUCCCACCGCGUGCGUCAUGCUGCUGUUGAUCUCCUUGCAUGGAUUGCUGCCGUGUGCGCUCGAGAAGACGUGCGGCGCUGCUGCGCGCGCCAUGCGGCGGGAAGAUGGCGGCCUCGAGAGCGGCAGCGGCGCAGCGGGCCUGGGGGAUUUCAGGCGUGAACAGCGUGUUCGCACCGUCAAGAUGAUGAGGUUUCUCUCCGAUCUACUUGCGCGGCAACGGCUGGUCCUGUGGGUGGCCGUGGCCGCCGUGGGGGUGCGAUUUCAUUACGCAUGUUUCAAACGUGGGUCUUUGCAUGGCUGGCUCGACCCCAAGGGGUCUGCGCUGUCGUCAUUCUGCAAGAGCGUCGUCUUUGACACGCUCGCUCAGCUGAGCUCAGCCUUUGACCCCGCUGCAGCUGGACAUUACGAUUUGUGGAGAUUGCCGCUUGCCCUGCACGGCCCCCUCGCGUCCUGGCCCGGCGAGGUCCUCCGCGAAGCAGACGCCAUCGUCCACGUAUUCACUGGGUCCUUUUAUCGUCGUUUCGACAUUCGUUUGAGCGGUUACCCAUGGAGGCUCAUGCGGCUCGUGGACGCCUCCCUGGACAUGGGGGCCCGCCGCGCAGAAGGCGAAGAACUCUUUCGGGCAAACGAGUGUUGCCUGGACUCGGGGUUCUCCUUGAGGCUGAGGAAGAUGUGCACCACGGGCGUUGACGACCUUUUCCUGCCAGAGGUGCAGCGCUUUCUCUCCGCAUGCUUUAGGUACGCGAUGGCCUCGACGUACGAGCGGCGUCUGUAUCUACAGGCGGCCGCGGACUGGCGGGCUGCAUCCGAGGCCGAGAGGCGAAGCUGGAGAGAGGCGGCUCGGCGCGCGAACAAGGCUGAGAGGAUGAAGCCAGACCCGCUGCACGAGUACGUGCGCAUCUGUCGCGACCACGUUGACCAGUCGGACGAAGCUGCUUGGCCUUGGGGUCUCGGCUCAGACGAGUUCCCCUUGUCCGAGGACCUUGUCUCCGCAGCCGUGCAAGCACAUGUCGAUGCGAAGCUGAAGAGGGGAUCCUUCGUGGAAGCCACGGCCGUGUCGUUUGACGAAAUGUACAAUGCUGCUGUGGCGCCUCCAGGACUCAUUCGCUGCGGCCUCCCAACUGAGCGGCCUUGCUGCACGCGCGCGGCAGAAUGCCUUGGCGGCGUCGCCGACUUGCGGGGGGAGUACCAAGGCGUAGUGGAAGAUUUGCGGUUGUUGGUGGCCCCUGCGAGGUGCAAGACUGUCGGGAAGAUGCUGGCCCCCCAAGUUUCAGGGCCUGGAGGCUGUGUGAUGAUUCGCAACUUCUCGCACUUGAAAAGUCCUAUUUUCACGGGGGAGUUCUGCGAGUGCGACGCGGUGGGGCAGCCAUGCGGGCUCGGCGCGGCGCCCCCCGAGGUGCCAUUCUCUCUGCGCCGGUGUUGGGUGGAGAGGAAGGGCCGCAGAGUGUUGAAGAUGAUGACUGAGAUCGACGUCGCCCUCCACAUCUUACGCGUGUGCGGGCGCGACCGGGCUGAGCUGCGCUGGGUCGAACUUCUUGCGCGCCCGCGCAUGGGUUGCUCAGAGCUGCAGCAUUCGGUCGAUUGGGCGGAGGAGCGGGACUUACACGAGGCACGCCUCCACGAGAAGGACGUUGACCUGGCGACGGGCUGGUUCCAGGCGUUCGCCGACUCCCGCCCUGGCGGGGCUUCCGCCGACGGGGGGGGCAGCGGCGCGCGUGGCGGGGAUGAGGAGCCUGACUACGCGAAGGAUUGGAAGGCCGCUUGGGGGGCCGCCGCCGCCUGGCGGCAGAGAGGUCGCGGGGCGCAGGGUGCAGCAGAAGGCGCGCCUGCGGAGGCGCCUCCCGCAGCAGCGCCGGACGCCGCUCUGGCGCACGGGCCGCUGGGCGGCCACGCCGCGGCGGCGGCGCCGCCGCCGCCCCCCGCGGGCGCGCCGAGGCGCCCGCGCGUCGCCCGAUACCCGCAGCUCCCACAUCCCGCUGGGGCUGGCCGUCCUCACUACAUUCGCCUUGUCGAGAACGAGGCCCUCGCCGUCUACGACAUGCGCGCCGUCUGUGGCCUCCAUCCAGGCUGUUCAUGGAACCAGCAAUCGAGGGUCAGACCAUUGGCCGCUUUGUGGUGGUGGUUGGGGGAGGCCCCUGGAUGCGGGAGCAAGGCAGACCAUAAACAAAAGGUGCCCACGCCAGCGCAGAUCGCCGCUGCUCGCGCGGUCCUCGAGGGCAUGCCCGAGAGCCAGCCUUGGAGGGACUCGGAGGAGAGCGCCUCGCUGCCCGCCGCCGCGCCCGCCCCCUCGCUCCCCGCGAUGUCCCGCGCGGAGACGGUGAAGGCAUCGCCUUCCGACACCGACGGGGAGACGGAGAAAGCGCCGUCUCUGGCCUCGGGGUUGCGGCGGGGCCGCAUGCUGCACGGCCUCGAGGUCGCCUUCGCGGUGGUUGGCCAGUGGGCUGGCUAUCUGGUGAAACCUUUCAACAAGAAGGAUGGUUCCAGCUUCACGCGCGGUCUCUGCGCCCACGAGAGCACGGACCCGAGCCCGUAUCCCCAGGCGAGUAACGAGGACGAGUUCGGCGGAUACUGGCCGUGGAAGUACCGCACCGACCAUGGCAGCAUGAUCCGCCAGGCCACGGGCUAUUUGUGCCUGGUUUGCAAGGCCCUGUUGCGCAAGAAGGCGGUGCUCUUGGACCCCCACUUGCCUGGCGGCGAGAAGAAGCCGCUGAAGGAGUACAUCAAGUGGGUGCGCCAGGAUGCGGGCCGGGCGCAGACCGUGCGGCUCAAGGUGGAUGCGUACGUCCAGAGCCAGGCGGGGAAGGACCCAGAGAAGCGCCGCCGCAUGUCCAGGCAGGCCGCGGGAGACAUCCAGCAGGCUCGCCAGGUAUCUUCCGUCAAGGUCUCCGGGCGUCGCCUGUCUGCGAACUGGCAUCAAGCCUGCCCCGUGAGCAAGUGGCACGAGGCUUUCCCUGAGACGCCGCUGCCCACGGACCCGAAUUGUCGCGGCGAGGAGCUCAUCGACGGCGCCUGGCAGGAGGUUGUAUAUGUCAUGAAGGACGGCGCGAAGAAGUUCUUGUACGACAUCGCGGACUACGACGAUCGCAAGGUGGAGGACAGGACGGCGCUGGCGACUGUGGCCGAGUCAGACGACGACGCGGACGCGGCUGAGGUUGCGGCUGCUGCCGAGGCCGCCGUGGCCCCAAUUGCAGCCCUGCGGCGCGCCACGCAGUGCGCGGAGAUCGGUGCAGCAGAGAGCGCGCCGUCGGAGGGGCACCAGUCCGACUCUCCCGCGAGCGACGAGGACGCCGAAGAGACGGAUCUCGUGGCCGCGGCGCUGUCGGGCCCGCGGGGCACGGCCCGCGCCGCCAAGCCCGCGCCCAAGGCUGCGACCAAGCCGCAGGCCAGACCACCAGCCCAGACGACCGGGAGGGCCACGUCCGGGCGCCCCGCCCAGACAGCCGAGAGGCCUGCCGCCAAAGGGGCUGCCACGCCCGCAGCCGCUGCCCCUUCGAAGUGCGCCGCGCCCUCGGCGCAGGCGCCGCCGCAGAGGUCAGCCGCCCGCGCCCCUGCUCAGACGGCCGCGCCCUCGGCGCAGCCAGCCGACGGCAGCGGCGCCAGUCCGCCCUUGGCGACCCCGCAGCGCUCGGGCCGGAGCCAGCCAGGGAAGAAGCGUGGCAGCGGCGGUUCGUGGGCCGCGCCCCUGCUCGCCCAGCCGCCCGACGACUCCGACGAGGGCGGCGGGCAGCCGGACGAGCCAGCACCUCUCGAGGACGGCUCCGCGUCGAAGAAGAGGGGGCGGAAGGCCCUCGAAUUCAGCCUCACAGCGGCCGGCAGGAAACUCAAGGGCGAGGCCGACACGCUCUUCAACACGUUCCGGGAGUGUUACAAAUUGCUCGACUUCAGCGGAGAUGUGGACCUGUCCACGAAGGAGGGGAGAGCCCACUUCAAGGCCACGGCUUUUGAGCAGGCGGCAGCCGCAGAGAGCGCCAUCCACACGGCCAAGAAGGCAGCGGCCAAGAUGGGGAAGAUCCCGGAUGACGGCGCGCAGGCGCUGCAGAUCAACAAGGCGUGGCUGGCGCGCUCAGAGGAGGCGCUGGCCGCGGCAGUGCGGGUCGUCAAGGCUGCUGUGAGCGAGAAGCCAGGGAACACCGAGACUCUCCUGAAAGACACCGAGAUCGCCGCGGCGGAGGACAUCGCGUUCGGCGUGGCGUACCACAUGCGGUUCAGGAGCUGGAAGGCAGACGAGGCCAUCAAGCGCUGCGAUUGGUUACAGCUGAUGUCCCUGUUGGAAAGCGGUGCCGCAGAUGGCGCGCCCUCGGCAGAUCUCGCGACGACGACCCUCGAGCGAGUCGGCACGGGCCUGAUUUCGGCCGUCGCGAAGUCGGACGCCAAGAAGGGGGGCGGAUCGUUUGCUGCCGUGGUUGCCUUCGCUGGCGCCGCGCGGGAUGCUCUCCAGCGGGCCCCCGCCGACCCUGCGCGGCCAGUGUGGGAGGAGGAGCUGAAGGGUCAAAUCCAAGUUCUCUGGGCAGUGUCGCGCGCGAGCACUGCCCCGCUGACUGAGGUGGAGGAGGCGCUGGAGGCGCUCCCGCAGCUGGAGGGGGCCUUGGGCGUCGCUUUGAACACGAGCCCGGGCGGCAAAGUCCUCGUUGGUUGGGCGGAGUCGGCCAUGAAGAAGCGGUCCCACGAGGAGGCUGCUCUCCAGUGCGCCCAGGCAGCCCGGGAGCUCUCCGCGCAGGUGUCGCGCGCCUGCAAGAAGCAGAAGGAGGCCGCGUCCAAGGCGGGCGCGCUGCAGGAGGCCGACCGGCACCAACUCGCCAGGGAAGGCACGGCGUUCGAGGACGUGGUCUUCGGGUUGCUCUUGCGCUCGCCCCGCGAGGAGGAGCUCCUGACUGCCGCGUGCGUCGAGCGGCUGGAGUUGGAGCACGGCUGGUCGACCGUCGAGGAGUGGGCGCCUGAUGGCAUCAAGGGCCCCCACGAGACCGCCUUCGGGGCAUUGAAGAAGAUCGCCGACAUCGCCGCGUGCAGCCGUCUCGACGUACCUGGGAUGAAGCAGCCAGUGAAGACAGCCAAUCGGUUGUGCGACCUCUUGAAGGAGAGCCCCGAGGCGUUGUUGAAGGUCUCUGGCGUGACAGUGUCUGCGGAAGACAACGUAGAGGGGCUGCAGUCGCUGUUCUCCCUCGCGCUGGGCACGGCGGCGCGCGUGCGCAGGGCCUUGGGCCACGGCGUUCUGGCCAGAGCCAAGGGCGCAGCAGAACAGUCUCUGAAGCGCGUGGACUCGGCGGCGUGGCAACGGAAGGAAUUGCAGGCCUUCUUGAAUAUCUCCAAGCUGCUGAGCGCGGAGCCGCCCGAGGACACCUGGAAGGAAGCGGACAUGUGGCUGUGCAGCGUCGCGGCCGUCGCCGACGCCAAGGAGCUUGCCGAGCAGGCCGGGGGCGAGCUGAACCUGGAGCUGUGGGAGAACGCGAGCGACGCCGUGCGCCAGCUCGGGGACAUGGUGCAGCCGGAGCGCGCCUUCCAGACGGUCAUCGCGAAGACUUUCGACGCUUCUCUGGAAGAUGUGGAGGCAGCAGUGGGGGCCAGCAAGGAGCUGCACGCGCAGGCCGUGCCAUGGCUGGAGAAAGUCGCGCAGGAGCGGGCUGAACGCUCCGUCAAGCGGUUCGACGCCGAGCCAGCCGUGCGCGCCGCGAAGGAGCUUCUUGAGAGGAGCCCCAUCCCCGAGACGCUGCAGGAAGCGGCCGAGUUCUUAAAGGUUGUCGGUGGCACCGUGGACAUGCCGGAGACCUUCGGCGGCAAGGGUGGGAAGAUGGUUGAUGCUGUCAACAAGGUGAUCGGUGGCUUCUCUCUCAUAAAGGAGGUGUACCGCGACCCCCAUCUUGAGUCGCAGGUGGACUCCAUGACGUCACAGUUGCGACAGCGGCUCUUCCUGGUCGCCUGGUGCGCGAACGUGACGUCGUCGAUUUGGGAGGCGAAAGGCCAGUCGAGGAUUCUGACCCAGCAGAAGCAGAAGGUCCGCGAUGCCAUGAAGAACCUCAUCAGCGUCGCAGAGGAGCCUGACAAGACGAAGGAGGAGUUUCCCGCGCUCGAGGGCCGCCUGAUCCCCGAGAUCCUUCUGAACGCGGGGAAGGCGAUCCUCGCCGGCCGCGCAGUGAGCGGGGAGAGCGAGGCGGAGGGCGCCAGCGGUGCAGCAGACAGCGCGCCUGGGAGCGGGGCCGGCGGCACUGACCAGAAAGGGUGCGCCCGGGCUGCGCCCGGGGCCGCCAAGAGGGCCAGGGUGGGCGACGCGGCGUCGUUUCCAAAGGCGACGCCGCAUUCCCCAGCGGUUCUGGCGGCGAAGAGAGCCAGCAUUGGCGGCGCCCCUGUGCGCAAGUCCGCGCGCAAGGCCGCGUAG
Messenger RNA from Prorocentrum cordatum, 9365 nucleotides. NCBI's taxonomy places the organism in Eukaryota, Dinophyceae, Prorocentrales, Prorocentraceae. The record is from the annotation of a GenBank genome assembly.